AUGUCGCUAAGAAGGGCCAAAUCGUUGCCAUCGCUUAAGAAUAUCGCUGAGGUGGCCAAGCCCAUCACCAAGGCCCCCCCGCUCCCCCUGCUUGCGUUUGAGGGCCCUGGGCUGUCCACAUGUCGCUGGUAUCCCACCACCGUGCGCACAGUGCACAAUACCCCCAGUAAGGCGCAGACGACGCUGCUCUCGACAGCGAAGAAGGAGAGUGCGUUUUCCGCAAUGAACCUGAAGGCCUUGCGGAACGAGUGCCGCUCCCGAGGCCUCCAGGUCUCCGGGCGGAAGUCGGAUUUGAUCGAGCGCAUUGUCGACUUCGAGCUGAAGGGACCGCUGGGCAGGCGCGGGACACGGCGGGCGUUCCACAGCCCGGGCACGAGCAGCGCCAGCGUAUGCCGGCCCGUGGACAAGGUCACCAUGCCGGACAUCGCGCUGACAGAGCGAGCCGUGCAACAGCCUGAGAAAAACUACAUACUCCGGAUUCCGUCGUUGUCGCGCGAGGCGGCGUCGCAUCCCGUUACCAAGUCCGAGAAGGAUCUUGCGCAGGGAGCCGACGAGGACGCCGACCCGACCUCCGAGGAGGGCCGGGUCCUGACGCCGGACUCGGACCUCCACAUUGAGUCGCCGGUGGUGAUCAACAAAAUUGAGAUCAUUAACGAGGACGAUUACCUACAGGACGAUUCGCGACAGAGCUCGGACUCGCAGGGCGGCUCGCAGCAGGACUCGGACGGCACCGGCCAGCAGAACUUCUCGCCUCGGGAUCGGCGGUUCUUUGCAGGGCUGACUGCGGCGGUGGGGCUGUGGUGGUACUUCGGGAACAAAAGCGCCAAGCGGCGGAUGCGGAAAUAG
Messenger RNA from Eremothecium gossypii ATCC 10895, 846 nucleotides. RefSeq names its product Aim34p (gene AIM34). NCBI's taxonomy places the organism in Eukaryota, Fungi, Ascomycota, Saccharomycetes, Saccharomycetales, Saccharomycetaceae. The record is from RefSeq and is marked provisional. The transcript has a single exon. Bases 1 to 846 code for a protein of 281 amino acids.